This is a messenger RNA of Schistosoma margrebowiei, 6773 nucleotides long. The record is from the annotation of a GenBank genome assembly. Lineage: Eukaryota; Metazoa; Platyhelminthes; Trematoda; Strigeidida; Schistosomatidae.
AUGGGUGAUAAUAAAAGAGUAUCUUAUAGUCCGAUGAAUGCAGAACUUCUCCGUGAUGAGAAAGAGCCUUUGCGGGAGGCAGAUUUAUCUUCUAAGGAUAUGGUGUGGGUUCCUCAUGAACGAGAAGCAUUUGUCGCUGCUAUUAAGCUUCAAGAACAAGGAGAAAACGUUGUAGUACAGCUCGUAGAAUCAGGAAAGAAAUGUACGUUUCCUAAGGAUUACGUUCAAAGAAUGAACCCUGCAAAAUACGACAAGAUAAAGGACAUGGCAAACCUAUCGUUUAUGAAUGAAGCAUCAGUUUUAAAUAACUUGAAGACGAGAUAUUAUUCAGGAAUGAUCUAUACGUACUCCGGAUUGUUUUGUGUGGUUGUUAACCCAUACAAACGAUUACCGAUCUAUGACGAAGAUAUAGUAGAGUGGUAUAAAGGAAAGAAGCGCCAUGAAAGACCACCACAUAUAUUCGCUAUUGCUGAUGGAGCUUACCGUAGCAUGCUUCAAGACCGUGAGGAUCAGUCGAUUUUGUGCACCGGUGAAUCAGGAUCUGGAAAGACCGAAAAUACGAAGAAGGUAAUACAAUACCUCGCAUGUGUUGCCACGUCUGCAAAACAUCAGAAAACAUCAGCCAAAAAUGUAAUGUCAAAGUUUAACGGUGAACUUGAAGCACAACUUUUGAAAGCAAAUCCCAUUCUUGAAGCGUUUGGAAAUGCCAAAACAAUUAAAAAUGAUAAUUCUUCACGUUUUGGUAAAUUUAUUCGUAUUAAUUUUGACACAUCUGGAUUCAUUGCUGGAGCUAAUAUUGAAACAUAUCUUUUAGAGAAAGCUCGUGUUAUUCGUCAGGCAGUGGAUGAACGCAGCUUCCACAUAUUUUAUCAGCUUUUGGCAUCAGCUACUCCAGCAAUGCAACAACAACUAUUAUUAAAUCAUGCUAGUGCUUAUCGUUUCCUUUCAAAUGGUAUGAUCGAACUCCCGGGGAUCGAUGAGCAACAAUUUUUCCGUGAAACAACCGAAGCCAUGGAUAUAAUGGGAAUUAAUAACGAGGACCAAAAUGCCAUAUUCCGCGUGAUAUCUGCUGUGCUUCAUCUAGGAAACUUAGAAUUUCGUCAGGAACGAAGUUCUGAUCAAGCAACUUUACCAGAUCAUUCAGUCGCUGAAAAGGUAUCCCAUCUUCUGGGUAUCCCUCUGAAUGAAAUGGUCAAAGCGUUUUUGAAACCGCGCAUCAAAGUUGGGAAAGAUCUGGUGUCAAAAGCUCAAACCAAGAUGCAAGUGGAAUUCGCUGUUGAAGCGAUUUCAAAAUCUAUUUACGAAAGGCUCUUUCUUUGGUUAGUCGCACGAAUAAAUAAAACACUUGACAAAACUAGACGACCGGGUGCAUCAUUUGUCGGGAUUCUCGAUAUAGCUGGUUUCGAAAUCUUCCAAGUGAAUUCUUUUGAACAGCUAUGCAUUAAUUAUACGAAUGAGAAACUUCAACAACUUUUUAACCAUACAAUGUUUAUCUUAGAACAAGAUGAGUAUACUCGUGAAGGCAUACCAUGGGAAUUUAUAGACUUUGGACUUGAUUUGCAACCGACAAUCGAUCUAAUUGAACGACCUAUGGGUAUCUUCGCCUUGUUGGAUGAAGAAUGCUUCUUCCCUAAGGGAACUGACAAGUCGUUUGUUGAGAAACUCAUCAAAUCUCAGGAUAAACAUCCAAAACUGUGUAAAACUGAAUUUCGAUCUAAUGCUGAUUUCGGUGUUAUUCACUAUGCUGGUCGAGUUGAAUAUAAUUCAAAUCAAUGGCUAAUGAAAAAUAUGGAUCCUCUCAACGAUAAUGUGGUCGCACUGCUUCAGGCAUCAAAUGAUCCAUUUGUUCAGGCUAUGUGGAAAGAUGCCGAAAUUGUAAGCAUGUCAGCCACUACUACGACCGACACCGCUUUCGGUUCUGCUCGUAGUGUUAGAAGGGGAAUGUUCCGUACUGUAAGUCAACUCUACAAAGAUUCACUUAUACGUUUGAUGACUGUAUUGAAAAAUACAUCUCCAAACUUUAUCCGUUGUAUCAUUCCAAAUCAUGAAAAAAAGCCAGGGCGAAUUGAUGGUCCUUUAGUUUUGGAACAACUUAGAUGUAAUGGUGUGUUGGAGGGCAUAAGGAUUUGUCGUCGUGGUUUCCCCUCGCGUAUUCUUUUCCAGGAAUUCAGGCAAAGAUAUGAAAUUUUAACUCCAAAUGUUAUCCCAAAGGGAUUUAUGGAUGGUCGUAAAGCCGUUACUGAGAUGUUGAAGGCUCUCGACUUAAGUCAAGACGUCUACUGCAUUGGUCAUGGUAAAAUAUUUUUCAAAGUUGGUGUUCUGGCUCAGUUAGAAGAAGACCGUGAUAUACACUUGACUAACUCGAUCAUUAAAUUCCAAGCAUAUGUUCGUGGUUAUCUAGCCCGACGAGCUAAGGAACAACGCAUACAAAACAUUCAAGCUAGCAAAAUAAUCCAAAGGAAUUGUGAUGCUUACCUUAAACUGAGAAAUUGGCCCUGGUGGCGUUUGUUUACAAAAGUUAGACCACUUCUUACUGUUACUCGCCAAGAAGAUUUGGUCGCUGUUAAAGAAGAAGAGCUUCGGAAGAUUCGUGAACAAAUGGAAAGAGUUGUCAAUGAGCUUAAUGAAUUGCAAAGAUCCUACGAAAAGUUAAGCAAUGAGAAAGUCCAGCUAAAUGCUGAAUUACAACAAGAACACGAUUCAAAUCAAAAUUUACAGACAGAGCGUGAUCGUCUACGCGAAAAAUUACAAACUUUAGAAGAAGACUAUAUGGAACUUGAGAAUAGAGAUAGUGAAGAAAAAUUAAAAUUACAUAACCUGGAAGCUGAACAAAAACGUCUGUUAGAACAGAUAUCAGAUUUAUCAGAUCAGUUAGAAUUGGAAGAACAACAACGCCAAAAAUUACAAGUUGAAAAGACAUCUAUCGAACAAAAAGUUUCUCAACUUAACGAUGGCUAUGUUAACAUUGAAGAUAAAUAUAAUAAACUUGUUAAAGACAAAAAGCAGUUGACUGAUCGAAUAAAUUUGUUAACUAGUCAGUUAGCAGAAGAAGAAGAGCGUAGUAAACAAUUAACUAAACUUAAAAGUAAAUAUGAAAGUAACCUUAAUGAACUUCAGGAUAAACUUGUCCGUGAACAAAAAUCUCGUCAAGAUAUCGAAGUGGCAAAAAGACGACUUGAAACUGAGGCUUCCGAACGUCUAGAUCAAGCAUCGGAAUCGUCAAGGAUUGUUGAGGAGCUCCGAGCCACAGUGGCUAAACUUGAGGCAGAAGUUGCUCAAUUACAAAAUCGAUUAGAUGAAGAGAUUGUUGACAAAGCUGUGGCACAAAAAUCAGUACGAGAAUAUAAAUCACAUAUUCAAGAACUCAAAGAAGACUUAGAAGCUGAACGAAUGGCUCGUGACAAAGCUGAUGAAGCUAAAAGAGAUCUGACGGAAGAAGUGGAGGCGAUGAGAUUAGAACUCAUUGACAGUGGAACAAACAGCGAGGCACAAACUCAAGCUCUCCGAAAAUAUGAAUCUGAUUUAUCCAACCUACGUCAUCAGCUUGAAGCUCAGUCAAACGCACAUGAAGCUACUAUUCAAGAAAUGCGCAAAUCUCAUGCCGCAACUCUAGAAACAUUAAACGAUCAAAUUGAACAACUUAAAAAAAGUAAAGUUUCUUUAGAAAGAUCAAAAGUCCAACAAGAUUCAACAACUAAUGCAUUACAGAAACAAAUUCAAAGCCUUAAACAAGUCAAAACGGAAAUUGACAAACGUCGUCGUCAAGUUGAACAGCAACUAAAUGAAAGUUUAGUCAAAAUGCAAGAAACAGAAAUGCAACGUAAUGAUUUAGAGUCCAGACUCACUAAAGCAUUGAAUGAAAUUGAAGGUUUGAAUAAUGCGAUGGAAGAAAUCGAAACUAAAUUAGGCAAGGUCUCGCGUUCUGAAACCUCUGCACAAUCUGAGCUCAAUCAUUUACGUGCACGUUUAGAAGAAGAAACUCAGGCAAAAUUAAGCUUACAGUUACAGUUACGUCAAGUAGAGGAUGAAAGAGAAACAGUAAAGGAUUCACUUGAUGCUGAAGAACAAGCCAAAACUGCCCUAGAGAAACAUGUUAUAGCACUUACUACUCAGAUGCAGGAUGCAAAGAAAAAAGUGGAGGAAGAUUCAAAUUAUUUGGAAACCUUGGAAGAUGCACGCAAAAAACUUCAACGCGAAUUGGAUGAUACCCGGAAUCGUAAUGAAGAACUUGUUUCACAAGUUGAAAAGUUAGAGAAGUCACGCAAGAAAUUACAAAGUGAACUUGAAGAUAUGAAUCAUGUCAUGGCUAGUCAACGAUCUGAUCAAGCUAAUAAUGAACGUCGAAUCAAGAAAUUAGAAUCAACUCAUGCAGAAACUGUUAAUCAACUUAAUAGUUUUCAGGCUCAAAAAGAUACAUUUUAUCAAGAAAUGCUUGAAAAAGACACAAAAUUAUUCACACAAAAGAAUGAAAUGGAGAAGCUUAAAGAACAGCUAGAAGAGUCAGAACGCGAGCGUUCAUUACUCGCUCGUGAAUUAGAAGAACUUGGUUCUCAUGGGGAUGAUGCUGGUAAGAGUUUAGUAGGGUUGGAACAAACGAACUAUCGUCUAAAUGAACGAUUAAAAGAAACUCAACAACAAAUAGAAGAACUAGAAGAUGAGAUCUCGACAUUUACCAUGGAGAAACAACGUGCAGAGGUUCAAAUGAAUGCUGUUCGCACUCAACUAGAACGAGAAUUGGCGUCUCGCGAUGACUUGUUCGAAGAACAAAGACGUCAAUCUCUUAAACGUAUAAGAGAACUUGAAACUGAAUUAGAAGAAGAACAAAGAGAGCGUGCUAGUCAUCUUAAUGUUCGCAAAAAAUUGGAAACUGAUCUUGCAGAUAUUAGUCAACGCUUUGAAUUAGCGAAUCGACAAAAAGAAGAAGCUGUAAAACAAUUGAAAAAAUACCAAGGUGUUACUGGUGGCAUUCAGCGUGAACUUGAAGAUGCUGCCCGUGCUCGUGAUCAAGCUAUAGAUUCUGCACGAGAAUUGGACAAGAAAUAUCGUAUGCUGGAUGCAGAUAAAGCUCGACUUCAAGAAGAUUUAGGUGUAAGUGAAAGAACUUGUCGUAAUCUAAAGAGUGAUUUAAAUGAAGCUUUGGAGGAGUUAUCUAUUGCGAAUAAUGCCAAAACUUUAGCACUGGAAGAAAAGAAGCGUUUAGAAGCUCGUAUUACUGCCUUAGAGGACCAACUGGAAGAAAUACAAAGUGCCAUGGAUGCUACAGAAGAGCGCCACAAACGAGUCUACUGUCAAAUGGAACAAGCUCAGACAGAUUUAAGCGUCGAGAAGAAUAACUUCUUACGUUCAGAGUGUCAGAGAGUCUCUCUUGAAAAACAGGUGAAAGAAUUACGCGAUAGGCUAGUUGAAGCUGAAAAAGAAGGAGGUCGUCGUGGUAAAGCUCAAAUUGCAACAUUAGAAGCUCGUUUGACAACCUUAGAUGAGCAGCUAGAAGCAGAAAAACUAGAGAAGUUAAAUGCAAAUAAAAAUUUCCGCAGAGCUGAAAAGAAAUGCAAAGAUUUAAUCCUCCAAAAUGAUGAUUUGAGACGAUGUGCAGAAGCAUUGAAGGAAUCUUUUGAAAAAGCUCAAUCUUCAUGUAAACAAAAUAAACGAGAAAUUGCAGGUCUUGAAGAAGAGAACGCUAGAAUCAAUGCAAGAUGUCGCCGCCUCCAAAGAGAUUUGGAAGAAGUAAUGGAAGCUAAACGAACCAUUGAACGAGAUCUACAAAAUCUUCGUAAACUUAGUCGAAAUACGGCUCGUCCAAAUCGUCAAUUGCCGACAGUACUUUCAACACUUUCACCUGAUGUUACAGUAGAUGAACAUAAUUCAGUGAAUGAAUUGGAUUCUAUGACUAGUGAUUUUGGAAGCAGUGGAUCAGUUGCUACUCACAACAAUAAUGCUUCUACGCCUUCAGCUAAUGACAAUUGAAUUUUUUUCUAUUAUCUACAAACUAUUAUCAUUAUUAUUAUCACAAAAUAUCACUGGGGAAGUUUUGUUUUACUUUCCUAUUUUUAACCUAUUUUGGGCAACUCAUAGUACACAAAUACACUGUUACACAAUUUGCACGAACAGCUAUACACUUUAUCUAUGGUAUACUACUAUUAUGGCUGGUGUGUUAUUUUUCUCAUCACUACAUCACAAUUUCCAAAGCCAACCUGUUUACUCCGCGUGCAUAUAUAUACGUUAAUGUGUAUGGCAGUUGUUCCAAUUCUCUAUUAACUAACACUACAAGUAUUAUUAUCUUGAUAAUCAUGGUUGCUUUAUGUAUCGGAAGAAUUUUCAUUCCUUUACACUAAGGUGCGUCUCUAAAACUUCGAACCUUGGUGUUUUCAAACCUCCGAUUUUUUUAAAAAAAAUAGAAAUAAACUUUUUCUAACUUUGUUGGUUUUUUUUGAUGAUUCUGAUUGGAUUUUUAUAAAAAAAUUUUGCCCUUUGCUCCAUUUGUAAAUCAAUGUUAAAACUAACAACAUAUUUGUUAUUGCUUGUUUAAUUAUGAUAUAUAUUUCAACCAUUAUCAGCAGUCAAAUACAUCACUCUAAAUAUGGCACUUAUUACUUUUCUUAAGAUAUGUUCUUUCCUUUUUGUUCUAUAAAUAUUGCGUCCAACCGUCAACAGUUAGAAUUGUUGAAAUUUAUGCUAUCUGCCUGCCUUCUCUGCAAACAAAACUAAUUUAAAAUUGAUAUGAUGUUUUCUAUCUUGAGAUGCGUUUUUAAAAAAAAAUAUAUUUGCACAACCUA